GUUGCGUAGCAAGGCCUCUCAUUGAUACUGGGAUUUGGACUAGGGAUCGAUCCAAGAUAGGUAGUGUGCCCACCCAAAACUUGUCCACGUUAUAAGCAAUAGAGGAGAGGGAUGGGAAGGGGAGUUGCCUCUCUCGACAAAGAACCCAUUUUCGAUUUCGUUUCUUUGAACGCUUUCCAACCAAGAAUCGUACUCAAGCAAUCCCCAAGUUUAAGAGGAGGACGCUAGGAAAGGAAUAAAAGAGAAUAUCAACAGGCGGAUAGUUAAAAGAUGCACAGAACUCCAAGGAUCUUCUGUUCAUCUGCAUGGAGGGGAAAACAUAGAAUUGGAGUCCUCAAAAAUUACUCCACCACGUCUCUACUCUUUGAUGAGACGCAGAAGCAGUUCAAGGAAAGUGUCUCCCAGUUUGCGCAAGAUAAGAUUGCUCCUCAUGCAGCAAAGGUGGACGCUACCAACAACUUCCGAAAGGAUGUUAAUUUGUGGAAGCUCAUGGGGAACUUUAAUCUUCACGGAAUCACCGCUCCAGAGGAGUAUGGUGGACUUGGUCUUGGUUAUUCAUAUCAUUGCAUAGCAAUGGAAGAAAUUAGUAGAGCUUCUGGAGCUGUGGGCCUUUCAUAUGGUGCACAUUCAAACUUGUGUAUUAAUCAUCUGGAACGCCAUGGGAAUGAUGCUCAAAAGAAGAAGUAUUUACCCAAGCUCAUUAGUGGUGAGCAUGUUGGAGCACUGGCAAUGAGCGAGCCAAAUGCUGGUUCUGAUGUUGCCAGCAUGAAAUGCAAAGCUGAUCGUGUUGACGGUGGCUAUGUCAUAAAUGGCAACAAGAUGUGGUGUACAAAUGGACCCAUCGCUCAAACUCUGAUUGUUUAUGCAAAAACAGACAAAACAUCUGGGUCGAAAGGAAUUACUGCAUUUAUCAUUGAAAAAGGAAUGAAAGGCUUCAGUACUGCACAGAAAUUAGAUAAACUUGGAAUGAGAGGAAGUGAUACAUGUGAACUUGUUUUCGAGAAUUGUUUUGUCCCACAGGACAAUGUUCUUGGACAGGAAGGCAAAGGUUAAAUAUUGUAAUUCAUCUAUGUUCUUUUUAGAUUUGAGUCUGCU
Messenger RNA from Nymphaea colorata (pocket water lily), 1095 nucleotides. Its product is annotated as isovaleryl-CoA dehydrogenase, mitochondrial-like. The record is from RefSeq and is a predicted model, not a curated record. Gene Ontology annotation, biological process: L-leucine catabolic process. The coding region runs from base 271 to 1053 and encodes 260 amino acids. NCBI's taxonomy places the organism in Eukaryota, Viridiplantae, Streptophyta, Magnoliopsida, Nymphaeales, Nymphaeaceae. Gene Ontology annotation, molecular function: 3-methylbutanoyl-CoA dehydrogenase activity; flavin adenine dinucleotide binding. The transcript is spliced from 10 exons. Gene Ontology annotation, cellular component: mitochondrion.